This is a messenger RNA of Babesia sp. Xinjiang, 1212 nucleotides long. RefSeq names its product tRNA-specific adenosine deaminase subunit tad3 (gene tad3). Gene Ontology annotation, molecular function: tRNA-specific adenosine-34 deaminase activity. The coding region runs from base 1 to 1212 and encodes 403 amino acids. The transcript has 5 exons. Lineage: Eukaryota; Apicomplexa; Aconoidasida; Piroplasmida; Babesiidae. The record is from RefSeq and is a predicted model, not a curated record. Gene Ontology annotation, cellular component: cytoplasm; nucleus.
AUGAUGGCUACCCGAGAUGCUGGUAGUAUUGUCUACGGCGACUUUCAUGGAGUACUCGAGGUUGAGGAGAUAUUAGGGGAGGAAUAUAGCCGCGAUAUUGAGUUCAUGGAACUCAAAGCUAUAGAAAUAGACAAAUGUCAUACCCAAUCUGCGUUGCAACUUACUGAGUCUACCAGGAAGGUCACACUUCCUGGUAAUUUGCAAUAUUUGCGGAUGUGCAAGGCUAUAGAUCGAAAUCGUCUCUUACUAAUUUACGGGAAAUGUGAUGACAUGCCGUUUCAAGGUGACCUUGAACGCUCAGGCAUACAUAUACAUGCGGUACACACUGUUAAGGUGCCGAGAUAUUCACCUUGUACUACUGAACAAUACCAUCAAUGGUCGAAAUAUUGGCCACUCAAGUAUCUGAAACCGAAAGUUACGCCCGUAGUUUGUGGGCAUUUAACCAAACUGAAAGUUACAGAAUCGCAUCAAAGACAGGGCAAAGCUGUCUGUAUCAUCACAUACAAUGAUCGCAUUAUCGCAAAAGCGGUUGACGACCGCGAUAGUAACAUACUCAAUCAUGCAGCGUUACUUGCUGUUAGGAAGGUUGCUGAAGCACAGCAAGCCGAUCCAAAGUUGAUGACGAAUGCAAAGAAAAGAUAUAUGGGACAACGGUACAGCUCGGAAGAUAAAGGCGAGUUUGACGCAGCUGAGAGUGAUAUUGAAAUCCCCGAUUAUCUUUGUACUCAAUGCGAGGUUUUCAUAAGCCAUGAGCCAUGUUGUAUGUGUGCUAUGGCAUUGCUGCACUCAAGAGUGUCAAGUGUUACUUGUAUAAUGCAAAGAUACGCCCUCAUACCUCCGCUACAUAUAUUAGGAGCACUUCGGCGGUUGCACAUAUCCUACUCAAAUAAACGACUUGAUACCGCUGAUAUCGCAAGAAGAUUGGUAAUAUACACUACGGGUGAUAAAUUGAAGCUUAAGUUUCCGCAGCUAUACGUUACUUGGGAAAUUCUGGAUUACGAUGCGCCUGCGUCGCUGAACGUGGAAUUUCUCAACGGGAAAACUAGACGGUACAUUAUCGAAGGAUAUAGCAAACCAGAACGUGAACGUCUGGUAGCAGAGUGGCAAUUUAAAGCCAAGCUAGAGCCGUGGCCAGAGACUCUAGCGCCGACAUUCGAGGGUAAUAAGGAGUCUAAAGGGAGCAACAAUGGAGAAGCCGAGGGAGGAUCAUAG